This is a messenger RNA of Salvelinus sp. IW2-2015, 1573 nucleotides long. RefSeq names its product homeobox protein HMX1. The record is from RefSeq and is a predicted model, not a curated record. Gene Ontology annotation, cellular component: nucleus. Lineage: Eukaryota; Metazoa; Chordata; Actinopteri; Salmoniformes; Salmonidae. Gene Ontology annotation, biological process: regulation of transcription by RNA polymerase II; negative regulation of DNA-templated transcription. Gene Ontology annotation, molecular function: DNA-binding transcription factor activity, RNA polymerase II-specific; RNA polymerase II transcription regulatory region sequence-specific DNA binding.
AGAAUGCAUGCAUGCAACUAUAAAUGGUAUAAUAAAUUUAGAGCGUGCAUAGACAAAAGUAACCAAUAGGAGGUACUGUGUCAUUCUCCAAGAAGCCAUCUCAUCUACCAUGCAUCCCAGCCCGGGGACACAGCCGUAUCUCUGCUUUGAUUUGUUCCCUAAUUGACCUAAAUAAAGCAUCUGAGAGACGGGGUCCCGUCCAACCCCUCAAUGCAGACUAUCACACAGUGUAUAGUAGGGGGCUCAAAGCGAGUAAUUCUGAUAUUUUUCUGGAUUAAUCUUGCCCGCUGCCUCCACUGUCCAAUCGCAAGAGGCAUUUUUUUUGCUGCGCGUGGAUCUCGCGCCAUGUAAUUUACUGUAGUAGUAUAUCUACGGAUUCUCUCACAUUCUCGCCCUCUAUCUCGAACUCUCAUGGCUAGCUCGACGGACUUCGAGAGAAAGAUUAGGCAUAACUAAGACAAAGCUAAAGAGACACCCAAGAAUGUCUAAACAGCACGUUCAUAUUUUGUAAGUAAUUUAUUUAUCGGUGACUAGGUGGUUUGAAGACGACAAAAUAUGCUUGUUAAGGCACCGGAAUCUCAACAUCAUGGUCCAACGUCAAGAAGCUCAUCAUUUUCCAUUGAGAAUUUACUUCGGUCUACUACCGGGACUACAGACAGGCUAUCUACGACAGAAAAUGAGGGGAAUUGUAAGGAAACGGGACUCUCUUACAACCAAGUCGCUGUCAUUGAGAGCCGCUGCAACCAAGUGGAGCGUCAAGUGUCUUACUUUGGAUUAAACGCCCAACGCCACUGGUGUGGGACAUCGCCAAACAAAGCUUGCAGGGAUUUACAGAGUCCGCAGUGCCACUCCAGCAACUCCGAUGAUCCCGGAGACUCUCUAAAAACCAGCAACCGGGAUUCUCCCGCUCUACCGGAGCCGGUGGAAGACAACGACCAACCGGACGAGAAGGCAGAGGGAAGUCUGACAGACGACAAGGAUGACGAAACAGGGCCUUCCUGCUUCGCCCGGGAAGACAGUGAAACACCUGAUACGAAAGCAGCUUGCAAGAAGAAGACCCGCACGGUGUUCAGCCGGAGUCAGGUUUUCCAGCUGGAGUCCACCUUCGACAUGAAACGCUACCUGAGCAGCACUGAACGGGCGGGGUUAGCCGCCUCUCUACAGCUCACCGAGACGCAGGUCAAGAUUUGGUUCCAGAACCGCAGGAACAAGUGGAAGAGACAGCUAGCUGCCGACAUUGAGGCCACGAGCAUCUCGUAUUCGGCUCAAAGGAUUGUCAGGGUCCCUAUUCUGUACCACGAGAACGCAGCACCUGGGACACUGAGCGCAAACCUGGCACAGGUGUCGCCACCCUUCUCGAGUACUGUGAAUUAUCCCGUCUCCCAGUUCACCCACCCCAUGUCUUUUAUAAGAUCACAAAUCACAGGCCUUGUGUGAGACACAUUAUUGGUGUAUUAUAUGGAACUAACGUACUGUACAUGGUAGAGCAGCGUUUACCAAACUCAGUCCUGGGGACCCCAAGGGGUGCACGUUUAGAUAUUUGCCCUAGUACUACACAGAUGACCCAAAUAAG